Molecule: messenger RNA, 731 nt
Organism: Leptopilina boulardi
Lineage: Eukaryota; Metazoa; Arthropoda; Insecta; Hymenoptera; Figitidae
Product: ejaculatory bulb-specific protein 3-like
Exons: 3
Coding region: 156-536 (126 amino acids)
Source: RefSeq, a predicted model, not a curated record
CACCUCAUUGGAAAGACCCCCCUCAGGGUUCUUUUUUUUUUUCUUCUUUUUUUUUUGCGUAAUCAACGUCAUGGUUAAGACGUAUAUAUAAACCUCUCAUUUCUUGAAACUUAUUCACACAUACACUUGCUCCUGAUUACUGCUAAUACUCAGCCAUGAAGUUCGCCGUUAUUUUUCUUGCCGUUAUGGUAGUUGCAAUUUCUGCAGCUCCACAAUAUACAACGAAAUUUGAUAAUAUUGAUAUAGAUCAAAUUUUAAACAAUAACAGAUUGUUAAACAAUUACGUUAAUUGCGUUUUACACGAUGGAACCUGCACUGCUGAUGGCAAAGAACUCAAAGCCGUUCUUCCUGAUGCAAUUUCCAGUGAAUGUGGAAAAUGUUCCGAAAAACAAAAAGAAGGCUCUGAGAAAGUAAUUAAAUUCUUGUCAAAGAAUAAACCUGAAAUUUGGAAGCAAAUUUUGGAAAAAUACGACAAGGACGGCAGCUAUAGAGCAAAAUAUGAGAAUAAGGCCAAGGAAUUGGGAAUUUCAACUUAAAAUAUAAUACAUAAAUAUAGUAUUAGAUUUUAUAAGUCCGAAAGAGAAGAAAUAUUAUUUCAAAAAAAAAAAAAAAAAAAAUCAACAACCUCUAUUACCUCCGAGUUAAUGACAAAAAAAACUAUUUAUUCUUUUUCUUCUGUAUUAUUUAUUGUAUAAAAUUUCAAAGGUAAUUUAAUAAAAAAUUUUCAAUUA